This is a messenger RNA of Hydractinia symbiolongicarpus, 5809 nucleotides long. RefSeq lists its product as uncharacterized. Bases 236 to 5668 code for a protein of 1810 amino acids. NCBI's taxonomy places the organism in Eukaryota, Metazoa, Cnidaria, Hydrozoa, Anthoathecata, Hydractiniidae. The record is from RefSeq and is a predicted model, not a curated record. The transcript has 25 exons.
ACACAUCACACAUCUGGGGGGGGGGGGGGAGUUAUAUAAGAACUAAAAACGUUAUUCGAAAUUUAUAAAUCUGAGCUUUUUCGAGCGUUUAAGAUUUAUCAUACAGAAAUAAAAACUCAGCAUUGUUAUGAUUUCGCUGUUGUUGCCAUACUCAUUCAGUAUGAAAAUUCGUACAAUGCCAAGACUCUAUCAAGAAAGAAAGCUAUAAAAUUGUCAUAAUUUGCAGACGUAACCAAUGAUGGCGCCUGUACAACUUAUUUGCUUGAUUUUGUCCAUAUUAACGACAGCAACAAACUGUCUGGAUAAACAAGGCAUUCAACGGCUCAAAAAGAACUUCAACGAUAGCAUUUCAGUUUUGGAUGAUCGAGUUGAUUGUAGUGUCGUCGUCGCGAGAGAAAACAACGGGUGCUUGUUGCAGGGUUUCACAGAUAAAUGCGUCAUCCUUCCAACUUUGAAGCUGCUACAAUCUGUACUGUUUCCUUAUAUUCACUUAGAAAAAGCUUCAGGUGGUUUCAUCAAAAACAUCAAACUUCGCGUUGAAAUGUACUCUCUCAAUGUAUGCGACGAAACGAGUCCAUUUUUUCAAAUAUCACUGACCAGCUUGGAAUCAUAUGAGCUUGCCGAACGAUACCUGAUUGUUGACCAAUUAAAAUUCAAUAUAAGGUUCUCCACAAUAGAAGGAACAGUAAACGGUCUUGCCGAUGUCACUAUAUCACAUGGUGAAGCGCAAACGAUGAUUGGUGGAAACAACCUCACUAUUGCGCUAAAUUCUGGAAAAGGAAAACGUGUAUUAAAUUAUGAAUUCGCUGCCGAUGUACUGCCAUUGGAAGAAAUUCUGAAAAAGUUCCAUUUGACAAGUUUAGAGUCCACGUUUGGUAAGGAAGUGGUAGAUGAGAAAAGGUUAUCCCUGUUACAAUUUAUUGAUUUAAAAGCUGUCGGGUACUCAACACCAGGAAAAGCCUUUGAGUUUGAAUUAUCUGGAAACGUUAAUGGUCCUGAUAGUUUUUCUGCAGCUUCAAAGGUCUUUCUUAUCAUGCAGAAGUACACUCACGAGCUAAAAGAUGUCAAAUGCUUACUGUUUGCUUUACUAGAAGACCAGACCCCUCUUACGUUCUAUAGGAUUUCACGUUUGGGUGAAAUCGAUUCAAACAUUCCAUUUCUAAAUUCAGUUGAUGGUAAAAUUGCAUUGGUCAUUUCUAAUGCUGACUUUCUUGCUUUUAACAAUGAGGGAAUAAAGCAUACGGUGAAUAUGUUUACAACAGAAUCAAAUUCAGGAAAUAUCGUCAGCAAAGGUUCAAAGUUUAUAUAUAGGCUUCAACGUGUUGAUGUUGAUAAUGAUAACGAUGGGAACAGCACAAGCGUUGAUUCUGAUGAUGCGACUGAAAUGUUAGAAGAUUCUGCAAAAUCUGGCUUAAAAUAUGAGCCAACACCAACAAUGAAAACCACAACAAAACCUCUCACGACCACGUGGAAGUUAAAGACAACCAAAACAAAACAUGAUGGAUACUCGUCAAGUGCGUUGGAGAGACAGCAAGCAACUUAUCAACACAAGUCACAAUCAUUUCCACAACAACAACAACAACAACAACGUAAACAAAAACAAUACCAAUAUAACAAACAAUCCAAUAUGGCGCAAUCCUAUUCAUACCCACCACAACAAAUAUGGUAUCCGAAUCAACGGAAUUAUCAACAGCGACAAUACCUCAGUUACCCAAAUAAUGGUUACUACAAUGUUAGAAGCAAGCGAGAGCCAGGAGACAGUUACGAGAAUGAAGAAAUCAUCAAAAAUAUUAUGAAAAACGAAAAUACAUCUUCGGAUAAAGAACUUUCCUUUCAGUCCGAGACGAGAUAUCUUGUGUUUGAAAUGGAAGUAAAUAAAGAUUCCGUUUUGAUCCAACCAAAACAAGAUGUUUCUGGAAAUUUUGCAGACAUGAUGGCUUACAUAUUAGGUGAUAAAUACGCAGCAGGGAGAGAUGAAGUGCCAAUUAAAGAAGAAAGUGAUGUGUAUCUACAAAGUGUCGAGCUCUUCAAUGUUGAUAGUAUGAUGGAUGUAAAGAUGGAUUUGAUACAAUCAGAACCAUUAGUGGUAGCGCCAGACUUUCUCGAGUUGAAAGAAAUAGGUCUCUCGGUCUCUCGUUCUAUUUCUUCAAACAAUAAAUGGCGACUUGCUAAAGGAACUUCCAAAAACGACGAAAGCGAUACAAAUAUAGUAUACAAUGUUUUCACAAAAAAUUAUUUUAUAACUGGUCAGCUUGAAGUUUAUGCACAAGACGAAUUGGAAAACAAAACUAACCAAGCUCCUUUACCAACCAAAUAUCAACAAAUCUUUCCUGAGCUGACCAAAUUCCCUUACAACAAUGCUACCUUCAAGAUGGAGUUGAAUAAAAAUGGAACAGGAUUCACUGUCAUUGAAGCGGAAUCCUUAAUGUUUGAUACGAAGAAAGUUGCGAUCGAGAGUGUCAUAUGGAAAGACGAAAAAAUUGAAGGGCUCACGACUGGUAUCAUUGUAAAAAAUAUUGACCUGAAUGACUUUUUGUUCAGUCUUUACAGUAAACGUAUGCUGAAGAUAUGUUGGUUAAAAAUGAAAGAAUUAGUGAUCAUUUUCAGCACGAAACAAAACAAUAGUAUGGACGGAAUGUUUCUUUCCAACGUGAAAGGCAUUGAUCUGUCUAAAGAUGAUAUAAUUGUGGUAAAGGGAAGCCUCGAUGUCAACCUAAAAACCGGCUGUCUCGAUGAACCAGUCUGCAAUUUCAUUAAAAAUCACAUUCUUCAUGAAUUAUCAUUAAAUUUAGAGGGACGUAUUUUAACCACAUCGUAUAUGUUUACAGCAGCAUUAGAAGGUGUGUCGAUACCAUUUGGUGAUACUUGGGGAAUGAGCCAGUUAAUGUUAACAAUUGCAGGGACAAGCGAAAAGGAUUCUGGGAUUACAUUAGCAGGAACUAUUAUUCAUGCAGAAACAAAGCGAAUCGGAAAAUUUUUUGUUGGAGAGGAUAAAUUUCUAAAGCGAAAUACAUUAGAAAUUAUAUUUGAAACGCCAUGGAGAUCAUUUCUUGGGUUUCCAAUGCUGACUGUAAAAGGUAUGGUAUCUGAAAUGGAUAUAAGUGGAGAUAAAAAGCUGAAAGACCUAGCGUUUACAGCAACAAUGGAAGUUGGCAACUCAAACACACCAAUCGUAAUUGAGAAUGCAAUUGUCGUCAUGGAUAUGAAACGGGCGCAUUCUGCAGAAAAUGAUGUCAUAUACGGCUCAUUAAAAAACGUCUCAAUGAUUCAAUUUGGAAAAGCAUUCAAAUCAGCGAAAUUGGAUCAACUGAGUCGAAAGUUUGCUUUCAAUCAUGAGUUAAGGGUAUGCUUCACCAACAAUGAAAAAGGUUUUCAAGUAGAAGAAUUUGGAGGAUUUAAAUUUGAUCCAACUUGUAAUGCUAUAGGCAGCAUCAACACAUUCGCAGGGAAUGUUACAGCUCAAUUUACACUGAACAGAAAAUUAAAAAUGCGUUUUCAAUCAAAACGUUUAAAAUACAACGAUGAAAACUUGAUAAUUCAGAAAAGUGAGAAAAACAUAAAAGAUGGACCGGAAUUUACGUUUCAAUUCAUUGACGGCAAGAAUACUACAACAUCGAAAACUUCAGUGAAGGGUUAUAUGGAAACAGUUGGUUUUAAAGGUCCAUUCAAUAGUAAUUUACAGAACAGUCGGUUUAGUCAUCAAUUUUCAGCGUAUUUGUUUGAUGAGGUCAAAAUGUUAGUCAACAUUACUGGUAAAAUUGAUCAGCAUAUGAACGAUACAAAGUUUACGACAAAGCUUGACCAAGUAACAGCGUUACCGGAAAUUAAGCGCAAGUUACGCCAUAUUAUCAAAAAAGAGACUGAUUUCGUUACGAACAACCUUAUCAGACGAAUGGAACUCUUAGAAAAAGAAAUUCUCAAAGUAAUUAACAAUAUUCAAAACGAUGAAAUCAAAUUAACAUCAGAAAUUCGAGAGAAAAAGAGUAAUGUUUUUAAAAGAAGAUUUAGUAUUGAGAAAUUAAAUGAAGUGAUCAAACAGGAUUGCACAGAAAGUUGUGGAAAGGAAUGUGUCACUGCACUGGAUUGGGACCACGAUUGUUCCACUGUCAGAAAUCAGAAAUUUGGAUGCUUAAAAUGGAAGACCUGUCAGGCCCAGGCAUCGGAUACUAGAUGUAUCGCAAAAUGUGAAGCAGCAAAAAUACCUGCCACCAUCACUGCUCAUGAAAAAAGAGAUGGCAUAAGGUAUCUUUCUGAAGAAAUCAUCCAGACGCGAAAGUUGGCUGGCAUAAAAGACAAAUUAAUAAAAAAAGGUAGAAAUUUACAUGCUGAAGCAAGAAGGAAGACAGAUUACUUUAAGGACAGGUUAUACUUCUUGACAAGCAUCAACCCAUCAAUAAAAGCCUUAUUUUCCUUCACUACACCCAUGACGCCUGCAUCAUCGCAACAGCUUUCCAAUAUGACGUCACCGUGUUUGUAUUAUGACGCCAUCGAAUACAAAUUUCUUAGUCAGACUUAUACGGUUAAAAAUAAAGAGAUAUGCAUGAAUGGAAAUUACUUCAGAGAUUUAGCUGAGGUGAUAUUAGAAGGAGUCGGUAAGGGGUUUGGACAGCUGCCUGAAAUAAAAGAUGAAAUUACAAAAGACAUUAUAAACUUACAGAAUAAUUUGAAUACAUUCAAAGAAAAAUACAGUAGGCAGUUAGAAAGAGAGAAAGAUGAAGUUAAUGGAGAUGAAGAUGAUGAUGAUGAUGAUGAGGAUGACGACGAGGAUGAUUAUAAGGAGGAAAAGGAGGACAAAACAAACUCCGGUCAAACAAAAAGGCCAUCUGAAAUACCAAUGGAAUCUUCCAACAUAACAGGAAGUGUGUUUAGUGACGCGUUUCCGCUUUAUCAAGCGUCCAAAAGGAGUGAAGUAACAGACGAAGACGAAAACAAAGAGAUAUUAGAAGCUACCGAAGCUGAUAUAGCUCAUUACGUCAUCAAAGGUUCAAAAACAUUCGCUGCGUUCGAAACAGAUGCACCAUGGAUAUAUAUGAACAAAAAACGUGGAAUAACCAUACCAGCCCUGGGAAUGCUCUCCCUCAAAAACUCCUCCUUUGAUGAUCAUUGCACCAAAAGAAACGACGCUAUUGAACACUUCGAAGAUCUGGCGAGCAGUCUGAAUGACAUCAAACUGGCUUAUGAAGAAGGAAAAACAUCCUUAGAAAAAGAAAGAACCCGUCUUUUAAAUGACAGAAGAGAUGUUGAUGAUGAAAUCACAAAUGCCAAAAAUUCAAUACAGUCAAUCCUGGAAAGAAAUGAUAUGAUCUAUUGGUUAAAAUCAUACAAAGACGGAAUUACUGAAUAUCUCGAGUCUGCAAAGAAACAAUUGGAGCAUCAAAAUAAAGUGAGUUUGAAAUAUUGGUUGACGCAGCUGGAUUCUGCAGUCCGAGCGAAUAUCGCACGUACAUCAGUAAAAUACUUUGAAAAACUGAGACUUAAUGUGGUUAAAUCGAAUUAUGCAGCUAAACGGAGCAAAAUAGCUGGUGAAGAAGCCUUAGAUAGUGUCACAAAGGAGUUCAUCACUAUUGCACAAAAAGAACUAUCGCUCUCCGAACUGAAUGGGAGGCUUACAAAGAUCUCAAAACAGCUUGAUGUUUUUAAACGUUCGUCUCUAACCUGCGCACCAUAAAAAGACUGCAGAAGUUAUCCUUACUAUUCUAUCUAAAUAAUGCGUUGAAUCUUCAAUUUUUUUAAAAGAUCCAGAAGAAUCCGAGUUUUUUUAAAAUAUCUAAACUUUGUAUAUAAAUUUAAAAAAUUGAAAAUAUUGAAA